Eruca vesicaria subsp. sativa (arugula) is the source of this 1566-nucleotide messenger RNA. The record is from the annotation of a GenBank genome assembly. Lineage: Eukaryota; Viridiplantae; Streptophyta; Magnoliopsida; Brassicales; Brassicaceae.
AUGGAAAGACGCGUCGCAAACGCCUUCCCUGCUCCACCACCACCAACACAAGUUCCGUACUAUCACAAUCAACAUCAGAUUCAUCCACAGCACCACCAUGUCUCCGCCGUUGGAUUCUACCAAUACCCGCAAAACGACAACAGAGAUCAGCGUUUCAAUCAGCCGCAUUCUGAUAACAAUAUGAUCGUUGACGUUCCGCCGCUUCCACUGAGUAGUGGGUUUAGUCCCUGCGGCAGCGUAAGGAAGAGACGCUCUCUAUCCUCCACCCCAGACCAAAAAGGUGUAAAAUUUUACUUUCUUUUUAAUGAAGAUGCUGAUGGUUGUAUUGCCAAGUUAUAUGUUGCGCCGGUUCCAAAAACAGCAAGGGAAGACGAUGUCCGUCAGGUGUUUGAGAAGCAUGGUCAUGUCACCGAGAUCAUCCUACCCAAGGAUAAGAUAAGCGGUGAACGAGCAGGUGACUUUUUGAGGAUGUUAUUUUUAAUGUCUUUCUUCUUGAGAUUAGCAAUUUGGAUUGGUCAUAUCAUCCUCUUUGCAGCUUACUGUUUUGUUAAGUACAAAAAGUUAGAAGAGGGUAAUGCCGCUAUUGCUGCUUUGACAGAUCAGUUUACCUUCCCUGGGGAAAUGUUUCCAGUCAAGGUCAGAUAUGCCGACGCAGAACGUGAACGGGUUGGUGUUUCAACAGUGCAGCUACCAGAUAAACUAUAUGUUAGAUGCCUCAACAAACAAACAACAAAAACGGACAUCCAUGAGGUGUUUUGUAGGUUCGGAGUCAUUGAAGAUAUUUAUAUGGCAGUCGAUGACAUGAAGGUUAGCCGGUUUGCAUUUGUUCAGUUUUCUAGUAGGGAGAUGGCACUAGCAGCAAUCAAAAGGUUAAAUGGAGUAUUUACUAUGCGGGGUUCUGAUCAGCCUCUGAUUGUUAGAUUUGCAGACCCUAAAAAACCUCGUCUAGGGGAACCAAGCUAUAACUUUAACGCCUCACCUGCAAUGCAAAAUUGGCACCCACAACCAUAUCCACAGUGGGGAAACAAAGAACCUGCAGCCCCUAGAGUCGUUGAUUUCGCUUCACAGCCUAAUCACUUCCCGCAGCAAAAUGCUCAAGCAGUACCGCUGCAUGAGAAGCAUUACAAAUCUGAGACUAUAGGCGAUGGUCAGAAGAAUUCUAGUCAUUCAAAUGCCAUCCAUGAAGACCAGAAUACAGUGAACCCUGAGUGUGACUGGAGUGAACACACUUGCCCUGAUGGGGACAAGUAUUAUUUCCAUUGUGUCACUUGUGAAAGCACGUGGGAGAAACCAGAGGAGUACUCCACGUUUGAGAGAUGGUUCGACGAGCAAAUAAGGCUACAAGAUCAAAAAAUUGCAUAUCCUCCGUUAAACAAUCAGAGCCAAGAUGCAAUGGAAAGCACCCAGCAAGUUCAGUCUCCUCCAUUGCAACAGACUAGUAAAUUCCAACAACAAUCCUUAUCCACAGCGGAUGAGGAGAACAUUUCAGUAUAUAUGGAGAACUCACUAGACAAGUAUUUUGGAAAGGAAAUUGAAAAAGCUAAGAAAAGAGUAGAGCUUAGGUAA